Liolophura sinensis is the source of this 1652-nucleotide messenger RNA. Its product is annotated as galactoside alpha-(1,2)-fucosyltransferase 2-like. The transcript is spliced from 2 exons. The coding region runs from base 197 to 1381 and encodes 394 amino acids. Gene Ontology annotation, molecular function: galactoside 2-alpha-L-fucosyltransferase activity. Gene Ontology annotation, cellular component: membrane. The record is from RefSeq and is a predicted model, not a curated record. Gene Ontology annotation, biological process: carbohydrate metabolic process. Lineage: Eukaryota; Metazoa; Mollusca; Polyplacophora; Chitonida; Chitonidae.
AUAUAUCAAAGUGUAGCCCAUAAGUGUAGCCCAUAAUCAGCACAGGCUAAGGACAAAUAUCUUUUGUGUAGGUUUACCUUUGGCAAUUGUUGGGUUUCCUUUGUAUCCCGCUAAACUGGGUUUACUUUGUUUUUCAGCAUCCCGUUAUCUACUGUUAUUGGUGUUUGGCACCGACUUGGGAACUCGUACCAGUGCCAUGGAGGCGUCUGGCUCUGCUUGUGUACUAGAGUAUAUGCCUGACCAUAACAAUAUGAGAACUGAGACGUCCUGUUAUCAUUUCCCAGUGGCUAUCAUUCCCAAGAAACGGCCCAUCUGUAUAGCCUCUUGUCUGAAAAUAAUCCUUUUAGGUGGUGUGAUUUUGUGUUGUGGAUACUGGAUCUACUUAGGCUCAACUGCUCACAAUGGUCGAAUGUGGUGGAGGACCGAAUUAGACAAGAAUCUGGAAAAUAGCCCUCAUAAUUUUAUGGCACCCAGCCAUCUGCGCGUCUGGAACUUCACCCUGUCCUAUUUGGAGAGAACCAAUCAAACAAAAAUCGCCAAAAUUAUUCAGUAUGAGUCACGGCAAUCCAAACUAUGUGUGUAUACGCAUAACAUGGGACGUCUAGGGAAUCGGAUAUUCCAAGUGGCGGGUUUGCUUGGCAUAGCUCGAGACAAAGGCAUGAGGCCUUUCUUUGAACUAGACAAUGAGCUUCUCACGCUUUUCCAACUUCCGGAUGUUGAAUUGCUGCCCCCUGGACAGUGUAAUCGGUUUCCCUCCCGUUUCGAACACAGGAUCAGAGCAUGCGAUCCUGAAACAUACAAUUUCAGUAACAAAAGAAGCCUACAGUUGAAAGGAUAUUUCCAAUCCUGGAAAUACUUCCGUAACAUCACAUCGUUUAUUCGACGCCAAUAUCAACUGCGACCUACAAUUAAGCAUGAAGCGAGCAUUGCAUUAAUGCGGACCCUUUUGUUACAAACGUUUUCACUGGAUAGAUUUUGGUCGAGUACUCUGGUAGCUGUCCAUGUCCGACGAACAGAUAUGGUGGGCUCAGAUGCCAACACAGCUCCCCCAUCUUAUCUGCAGCAUGCCACUCAGUACUUCCGCAAACUGUUCAGAAAUGUGCUGUUUGUAGCGGCAUCUGAUGACAUAACGUGGACAAUGAAGUACCUGCCGCACAACGACACAGUGUUUUUACAGGGUAACCGAGCAGAGCUAGACUUUGCCAUCUUGUCAAUGUGUGAUCAUACCAUUAUGACCAUUGGUACUUUCGGUUGGUGGAUCGCCUGGCUCGUCGAUGGUAUCACAACUUACUACAAGUAUCCACAUGUUAAAGACUCAUUUCUAGAUAACAAUACGGCACUAGACAAUUAUAUUCCACCAGGUUGGAUUGGUUUGGAGUGAAAUUUGCAUUAUUUAAUUUUUUGUAGUUCUUUAUGAGUCAUAUUAAAUUUUAACGUCUAUUAUAGUUUAAUGCCUGUUCUGUAACUCUUACAAAGAAUAACCCGAAUUGCUGUAAUCCCUCCCGCCACAUUCGCCAAUCAUUUUUACCUUUUGCAGAAUGAAAUGUUUGUUAGACCAAGCUGUCUGGAUUCCUCGACCUUGUGAAAAUAAAUUGAUGAACACUUGUAGAGUGUGAAAAACUCAAACCAAAUAAAGAAAUAAUUAUAAAUCA